AUGAAAGGCGUAGCGUGGAACUGUAGAGGGUUAGGGCAGACCUCUACAGUUCUGGAGUUGAAAGCCCUAAUUCGGUCGUGCAAUCCUGAUUUCAUUUUCAUUACCGAACUAAAAGUGGAUGCUUCAAGUCUGGUAUGUUCCCUUAAGAAACUUCACUUUUAUCAUAAUAUUGUUGUGCCGCCAGUGGGAUGUGCGGGGGGAUUAAUUUUAGCUUGGAAAGAGGGCUUUGAAUUUGAAAGUAUUAAUGUUUCUAAAAAUCAAAUUACCGGGUUUGUGUACUCUGACCCUGCAAGGAGUCCCUGGCUGUUGUCUUGUGUUUACGGUCCCCCGUAUUUCCAUGAGAAGAAGAAAUUUUGGUCUAGCUUGAUGGUUAAUGGUGAAAGAUUUGGUGGCCCUUGGUUAAUCUUAGGUGAUGUAAAUUUUGUUCUUAGCAACUCGGAGGGAGUUGGGUCCAAGGGGAGGGAUCAAUUUAUCCCCUUCAUUUCGGAGUUGAUUAACUGUCAUACGUUGGUCGAUUUGCCUAUUAAAGGAGAUAUCAUGACUUGGGACAAUCAUAGAGACGGUGCUAAUCACAUUAAGUCAGCCCUGGACAAAGCUCUAGUAAAUAACGGUUGGCUGCAAAUCUUUCCUAAGACGGUCGUUCGGUCUCUCACCACCUGCAAUUCUGACCAUCGGCCCCUCUUUAUUAAUACCGACUCUUCGGUCUCUAACGCCAGAAGGCCUUUCCGCUUUGAAGCUUGGUGGACAAGGGAUCCUCGUAGUUCCUUGGUGGUGGAUCAAGCGUGGGGGUCUGUUUCACAUGAUUGGGCCCCUGCUAGAGUGUUUAAGAAAGGUGGUGCGACCCGCCUGGCCCUGAGUAACUGGAAUCGGGUGCAAUUUGGCAAAUUGGAUUCUUGUAUCUCUAAGUUGGAGGGUCAAUUACAAGCUGUCCAGAGUUUGCUUGCUGGUGAAAGAAAUUGGGCUACGGAGGUGGAGGUGAGGAAAGAGCUUAAUGAGGCUUUAAGGCGGAAAGCAAUUUACUGGCAACAGAGAUCUAGGGUCUCUUGGAUUAGGGAUGGUGAUAAGUGUACUAAUUUUUUCUUCAUUUCCGCCACGAUCCGUAAUAGAAGAAACUCGGUGGAUAGUAUCUUGAACAAGGAUGGUGUGUGGAUAACUAAUAAAGAAGAUAUUGGUAAUGAGUUUACUAGUUUUCUGGGUGACAUUUUCAAAAACCCGCCUCUGGGCCCUCUACAAAGCCUAGACUACUUAAUCCAUGAUCAUCUCUCCCCUUUGGAGUAG
Messenger RNA from Cannabis sativa, 1278 nucleotides. RefSeq lists its product as uncharacterized. The coding region runs from base 1 to 1278 and encodes 425 amino acids. NCBI's taxonomy places the organism in Eukaryota, Viridiplantae, Streptophyta, Magnoliopsida, Rosales, Cannabaceae. Gene Ontology annotation, molecular function: catalytic activity. The transcript has a single exon. The record is from RefSeq and is a predicted model, not a curated record.